AGAGAGAGAGAGAGAGAGAGAUGACCAUUAAACUCUGAGUGAAGUAUUUCUUUUUUAUAUGUUUUCAUGUGUAUUCAUGUGCAAGAAAACUGGAGAAGAUGGUGCACACAAGUGUUGGUCCCCAUGUCCUCAGUCACGGCCUGCAGCACGUCUCACAUUUCCCCUGUGAGGACGAAGUGACCCUCAUGUCAUGUGGUGUGGCAGAAGACGGCUUCCUAAGUCUCCACCGCAGUGGGCGUGUUCGUUUCUACACCUCAGACGGGUCUCUAAAAGCUCCUCCCACCCGGAACACCGUACCAUACAAGGGCGUCGCCUUCACACACGUCCCGGGCAGACUGGUGGGGUGGGGUGGGGGGGAGAAGCUCACACUGCUGGACACGAACCUCACACCUCUCACUUAUGCACAGGAUGAGCUGGACAUCAGGGUGUGUCAGAUGUUAAAAGGUUCCCGGGAGCUGGUCACCGCCGGCGCGGGGAACGUGUGUGUGUGGAGUCUGGGUCACAUGGUGUGCCGGGUGCGUGUGGUGGACGGGUUUGAGGACGAGUGUGUGUUCACACAGCUGGCUCUGGUUCCUGGUGCUGCUCAGAAAGCUCCUCGAGCUCUUGCUGUGUGUGGGAGAUCGGUCAGCGUGGUGGAUCUGAAACAGGGUUCUGUACUGGAGCACAGAACCAAUCUGCAUCGACGGGAGAUUACAGCAUUGGUGUACUGCCCCCUGCAGGAUGUCGUGGUCACUGCAUCCAAAGAUGUCACCAUGAGGGUCUGGGGGUCACACUGGGAGCUGCUCAUGACUUUUGUUGGACACACUGCUGUGGUCACGUCCCUGCUGCUGUGCCCCAUGUCUGGUCUGCUGCUCUCCUCCUCCCUGGACUCCACACUGCGCUACUGGAGCCUACAGACAGGUGACCAGGUGAAGAUCUUGACUCCGCCCACUGGUUCUGCCCCACCGCUGUCAGUAGGUGGGCCCAGCUCUGCGUCCACCUUCUUCUCCUUUUCCACAUCCAAUGUUGACUUCUGGACCUUCAACAGACUGUACGAGCUCCACUGCAAGCUCAGAGAAGACUCAGAUGUCAGGCCUAUUCGUCAAAUACUGGCCACGCCUCCAGGUCCUCGUUACCCUUCUCGGGUGGUGUGUGUCCAUGGCGAGAGUGAUGUGACGCUGGUGGCUGCAGGGACAGGGGAGGUGAUAACGGUGUUCAGGGGCGGAGUCAGGGUCAGGUGUGCUGAUUACUGCCUCUACAGAGAGGUGCUGAUGGUACUGACAGAUGAAGGUGCAGUGAUCAAAGCCAGCACACUGACCAAUCCGGGGACUCUGCUCGACACGUGGACCAAUAGGGAAAAUGGGCGUGGUAAAGCGUGCUGCAUGGCGAUAUAUUGUCACGUGGUGGAUGAAGAAACACUGCUGGAGGAGUGGAAGAAUCUGCAGGAGGAGAGAGGAGAGAAACCAAGGCUGAGGAAACAGCUGGAGGAGGAUAAGAACAGGUUUUUAGUCAUGCUUGGACAUCACAGUGGGUGUGUCAGUGUAAUGCAAAUGGAUUCGGGGCGUGUUCAGUACACAGGCUCCGCCCACAAUGGGCAAAACAUUACCAUCAUACAGGCUUAUCCAGAAAACAACCUUCUCCUUACUGCAGCAGCACAGCGCCACCUACAGCCUGUUGCAGCUCUACCUGCACACACACACAUGCUGUGACCAUCCACCUGAACAUGACCACUGCAGCAUGAU
This is a messenger RNA of Silurus meridionalis, 1721 nucleotides long. RefSeq names its product WD repeat-containing protein 97-like. The record is from RefSeq and is a predicted model, not a curated record. Lineage: Eukaryota; Metazoa; Chordata; Actinopteri; Siluriformes; Siluridae. Gene Ontology annotation, molecular function: protein binding. The transcript is spliced from 7 exons. Bases 99 to 1688 code for a protein of 529 amino acids.